GCGUUAAUGGUCAUUUGGACGUCUUUCUCUUUUUUUCAUCCCUACAUUUAGUGCUGGAGGCAGAAGGCUCGAAGCAUCAUUCAGCAGAGCCCGGGAGAUUGAGAUAAGCUUGGCUGGAAAACGUGCGGCCUUCGUACAGAACGGGAACAGAACAGGAGCUUAUCGUGCACUUCUUAACACAGAGAUCUAUCAGCUGACCUCAUCAUGUUCGGCUGGGUCUCAGGGUUCUUCACCUAUGAGACGACCAAGUCUGUGGUGGUCAAGAGCUGGUCGGUGGGAAUCAUCAACCGCGUGGCUCAGCUCCUCAUUAUCAUUUACUUUGUUGGCUGGGUGUUUAUACAUGAGAAGGCCUACCAGGUGCGUGACACGGGGAUCGAGUCAGCAGUCAUGACUAAAGUAAAGGGCUUCGGCUUCCUCAACGACAAUCUGAUGGACGUGGCUGACUACGUGAUGCCCACACAGGGGGCCUCUGUGUUCUGCAUCAUCACAGCGAUGGUCAUUACAGCCAAUCAGACGCAGAGUAAAUGUCACGAGAUGGACCAGAAGUUUAAAUGCAAAAACGAUAGUGACUGUGAAAGUUUAACGUUCUCAAACUUGGCAAGUGGGAAGAUAACAGGAAAGUGUAUCGCUGAGGCUCAACGUUGUGAGAUUUUGGGCUGGUGUCCAGCAGAGAAUGACAUCCCGAUAGAACAUUCAAUGACGGAGGUUGAGGGCUUCACAAUCUUUAUAAAGAACAGCAUUCGCUUCCCUCUCUUUAAUGUAACAAGGGGAAAUAUUGGUGAAAAUUUAAAAACUUUAAGUUGUACGUAUGAUCCUGUUAAUAACCCAGACUGCCCGAUCUUCCGAGUGUCAGACAUACUAAUGUACGCCGGUGAGGAUUUCAGCAAUAUCUCAAAAAAAGGAGGAGAGAUUGGAAUUAAUAUAGCCUGGGUGUGCAACCUGGAUGAGCAUGUGGACAACUGCAAACCCACAUACAAAUUCACCCGUAUGGACUCUGCAUUUAAAAACAGCGUGGUCACAAAGGGAUACAAUUUCAGGUUUGCAAAAUACUUUAAGUCAGAAGAUGGUAAUGACUACCGCACACUUCAUAAAGCUUAUGCUAUUCGUUUUGACAUACUUGUGUCUGGAAAUGCUGGAAAAUUUCAUCUAAUCCCAACAGUAAUUAAUGUUGUUGCAGCUUGUACAUCAGUUGGCCUGGCAACGGUUCUGUGUGAUAUCAUCUUGUUAAACUUCCUCAAAGGAGCCAAACAGUACAAGGCGAAGAAAUUUGAAGAGGUUUCAGAUUCUGUCAGUAGGUCUCAAAGUCUUGACCUUCAUGAGUGCAGCCAGAAGACAAUCAAACGGGAAGAGAAGAGCUCUGAUGAUUCAGGAGCAUAUUCAAUCGGGCAUCAGGUAUGAGAGAAGGGACGUCUCGGCCAACAGGAGAUCGGAAAAGGCACUGAGAUUUAGUAUUCAAAACCUCAAAUCGCUUGGACCAAAGGACAUCUGGGUUACUGCUAGUGACAAUCUCAACAUAAUGAUGUACACAUUGUACACAUUAACCAAAUAGCAAAUUUACUGAAAUCAUUUUAUAAAGAAAUUCAGGAAAGUAAGCCAUAUUAUCAGCAUUCUAAAGCGUUUUGCAUUCAGGGACAUCAUUAACUGUAAAAUCCCAUGAAGUCUGGUGUAUUUAUAACCACAACCUAUUUUAAUUAUGAUCCAUUAUUCUAAUAGUUAUGCGCUAUAAUCAGUACAGACUCUAUCCAGUUCUGCUUUCAAACGUUCAUAAUUGAACAAUUCUGCGUAACUCGACCGAAUCGAAUUCACUGUAUUUUAAACUAUGCACUCAAGCCAUAUGCUACUAUCACAUAUAGUAGGCCAUGAAUCCCACUGUACUAUAGUAAGGAGUUAAUUCCUUUACGUGGUUCUCGCUCAUGAAACCCAAUAACUGCAUGUUCACUGUGGUGUAUUUACCAUAUUUAAACAUCCAGUCAGGCUAUUUAAUAUUUAAACCCUCAAACUCUUACUGUAUAUGUUGAGGAUUUAUUGAAGAACGUAGACUAUAGAAUAAAAAAAAAAAUCAUCCAGAUUUACCAUAUACAUAUAUGCCACACUAUAAACACUGUAUACGUAAAACACAAUGAAAAAAAAAAUCCCUGAAUAAUACAUUUCAAAAGUAAUAUAAACUUCAUGUUCAUCAUCCCUACAUUGGUUGUGUCGUGCAAUUUUUCAGUGUAAUCAGUAAUAAAAUGUCUUCAGCAUUACACAGUGUUUUAGUUAUAUAAUUAUUUCAAUUAAUGGCGUCAAUUACUGAAAACCUUUUCCUCUGUCUGAGUUAUUCCAUGCUUCAUUCUUGUACAUAUGUGUUUUCAGUAUUUAUUCUAAACUGUCAUUAUUAAAAACACAUAUGUUGGAUGCUUUGUAUUGCCAAAUCGUUGUGCUGUUAUGUUUCUGAAAGAGAAAAUAACUGUGGCAGCAAAUGUAGGUUAAGUGCAGAUACAAAACAUAUUAAACAUACAAUUUGUAACACCUUGCUUAUGUCUGUGACUCGUAUGUCUAUGAAUAGCCUAGAGCAUGAACUCUCGUAUUCUUAUAUUCCUACACAUUAAUGCCAGCAAUUAUGCAGCCAAUCAUGUGUCAGCAGCACAAUGGACAAAUCAUGCAAAUACAGAUCUUCAGUAUACUUCAGAGAAAAAUUUGAUCUCUUUGACUUUGACCACAAAUUGUUGUGGAGUCUAUAGUGCAUUUCCACUGCCUCAGAUUCCCAUACAUGAUCAAGAGGAGUGUAAUUAAAUGCAGCCUUUUGCAGUUUUACUGCAUCCACCUCAAGGUUUGAUGAGUUGUUCAUUUUUGUAUAGAGUGCAUAUUUGAGGAAAUAUAGACUUCCUCUCAGCUUGAAAUCUGUCAGUCUGGCUGUACAUUUUAAUAAGGUGUUUCCAUUCGCAGAACAACCCCUGAUUUGAUUGUUUUGUCCAAACUCUAGAGACCGUUGUGUCCAGUGGUGGAUGAAGUAUGUAUUUGAGUAAAAGUAGAGAUACACUAGGUAAAAUAUUUCUUCAGUAAAUGUUCUCCCUUUAAAUUUUCACUUGAGUAAAAGUACAAAAGUAUUUGCCCUUUAAAUUAGUACUUAAAUAUUCAAAUGACUAUGAUUUAUUAUAGCUAUAAUGUUCCUAUUAUCGUUUUUGGUUUUGUUUCUUAAUCAACUCAGUCUAUGUGAAAAGACUCUAACGUUACUCUUAGCACAACAAUCUAUUAAUAGAA
Molecule: messenger RNA, 3240 nt
Organism: Silurus meridionalis
Lineage: Eukaryota; Metazoa; Chordata; Actinopteri; Siluriformes; Siluridae
Gene: p2rx3a
Product: purinergic receptor P2X, ligand-gated ion channel, 3a
Exons: 12
Coding region: 205-1398 (397 amino acids)
Biological process (GO): response to ATP; monoatomic cation transmembrane transport
Cellular component (GO): nuclear inner membrane; plasma membrane
Molecular function (GO): ATP binding; extracellularly ATP-gated monoatomic cation channel activity; purinergic nucleotide receptor activity
Source: RefSeq, a predicted model, not a curated record